AUGCUUGAUAAAGUUGCUAUCGUCACCGGUGCUAACAAGGGCAUUGGUUUUUCUAUAGUCAAGGAGCUAUGUAGACGGGGUGUAAAAACCGUAUACCUAACCGCCCGAGAUGUCAAACGGGGCACAGACGCGGUAAACAGCCUGAAGAACGAAGGGUUUAACCCGCUGUUCCAUCAACUAGAAGUCACAGAUAAAAAGAGCGUGCAAGCUUUCGCAGAUCAUAUAAAACAAAACCAUAAGGGUAUAGAUAUACUCAUCAACAACGCAGCGGUCAUCAGCGAAUUUAAUAAAAUAACAUACGAAGAUGCGCACAACGUGAUCAAUGUCAAUUUUAAUAGCAUUCUCAUUAUAGAAGAGUACUUGUUUCCACUGUUAAAUGAUAACGCUCGAGUAAUAAACGUUUCAAGUGAUUGUGGACAUUUAUCUAAUCUAAAAAAUGCGUUCUGGAUUGAAAAGUUAAUUAGCGAAGAUGCGACGUUGGAUGAUGUGAAAGGAUUCACCAAUUGGUUCCUAGAUAAUGUUAAGAAUGGAACGUUUAAUGCUGAUGACUUUACCAUCACCUACCUACGUCCGUAUGUCGUGUCUAAGAUAGCUCUGAGUGCAUACACGAGAAUUCAACAGAGGAACAUAGGUAGAGGUAUUUGCAUCAAUUCCAUACAUCCAGGUUUCGUUAUUACGUCAAUGACGAAGGAGACUGGUAUGAUGACAGCUGCUGAGGCUAGUGAAGCUCCAGUUUAUUUGGCCUUGGACGCAGAUGAGAAGAUUAAAGGCAAAUACAUUUGGUUCGACAAGACAGAAAAGGAUUGGACAGACAUUAAUUUCAAAUAUACUUAUGAUGAUCCCAACGUUGUUAACGAUUUUUUUAAAAAGAUGUCGGAUUGA
Zerene cesonia (dogface butterfly) is the source of this 882-nucleotide messenger RNA. RefSeq names its product carbonyl reductase [NADPH] 1-like. The record is from RefSeq and is a predicted model, not a curated record. The transcript has a single exon. The coding region runs from base 1 to 882 and encodes 293 amino acids. Gene Ontology annotation, molecular function: carbonyl reductase (NADPH) activity. NCBI's taxonomy places the organism in Eukaryota, Metazoa, Arthropoda, Insecta, Lepidoptera, Pieridae.